Perca fluviatilis (European perch) is the source of this 5328-nucleotide messenger RNA. It is a transcript of the gene extl3, whose product is annotated as exostosin-like glycosyltransferase 3. Gene Ontology annotation, cellular component: membrane. NCBI's taxonomy places the organism in Eukaryota, Metazoa, Chordata, Actinopteri, Perciformes, Percidae. Gene Ontology annotation, molecular function: glycosyltransferase activity. The transcript is spliced from 6 exons. The record is from RefSeq and is a predicted model, not a curated record. The coding region runs from base 701 to 3448 and encodes 915 amino acids.
UGCUGUUGGUGCUGUUUGUCCAGCCGUCGCUCCAACAAUGCAGCUUUUAAGCGGUGCGAACUGAAAACGCUGCAACACCAUAGGCUUGUCCGGUGACUGUAGUCGUUUUAAAUUCACAUACAACACAUUUUGACGGUUUGACAAACCUGCAGGACGAUUGUGACUCAGUUUGUAGGACACCCUGGACUCUUCUGCUGGGGUGCCUGUUUUGACAAGGAGAGGAAGAUUUCAGAAGCCCCCAUCUCUAGAGUCAUUCCUGACAAGAGGCCAGAAAAUGAGCACAACCCCAGAUAGAAGCAACUUGCCCACCCAGCUAUCUCGCUGACCUGUGGGCAGCCAUGCCCUCCCUGCGUUGCCCAUCGAGGGGAACCCCUCUCCAGAUGCGGAACUGUUUUCUGACAUAGAUUUGGAAGAAUAGCUGAACCUCACAAUAGAAAUGGCAUUGGUUUGUGUGGGCUAUAACACAUCAGAGUACAUAUUAGAAUACAGGGGAGGCUGAACCUCGAGCCAAUAUCCACAGGACUCUUAAGGGGGGGCAAACCGCCUCAGAUGAGCUUUACAGGAGGACAGAGCCACAGCCCAGCUUUGAUGAUUUAAUAUCCAUCCCACUGCCUUGCUGACAAGGUCGUAUCAUGGCUGCUGCUGAUCUCCAUAGCAACGGUUCCUUGGUGGGGCGAGGAGCAGACUGAGAGAGUCAACAAUGCAGCGUAACGGUGGUGGGGUCGGUGCCGGUGGCCAGCCAUGGGUGUUGCGGCGUGUGCGUCUCACCUGGCUCAGUUUCAUGCUCUUCUUCAUCCUGGUCUUCUUCCCCCUCAUUGCCCACUACUACCUCACUACCAUUGACGAAGCUGGGGGUCCUGAUAAGCGCAUCUUUGGGCCGCGGCCUGGUGGUGAACUGUGUGAGGCCAAACAUGUGCAGGAUCUGUGCCGAAUCCGUGAGUCUGUCAGCGAGGAGCUGCUGCAGCUGGAGGCCAAGAGGCAGGAGCUCAACGGGGAGAUCGCCCGACUCAACCUGCGCAUUGAGGCCUGCAAGCGCAGCAUUGACAGCGCCAAGCAGGAUCUGCUGCAGCUGAAGAAUGUUAUUAGCCAGACAGAGCAUUCCUAUAAAGAACUAAUGGCCCAGAACCAGCCCAAGCUAUCACUGCCGGUCAGGCUGCUGCCAGACAAAGAGGACCCAGGACUGCCACCACCCAAGUCUGGGCGCUCCUGCCGCCUACGCUCCUGCUUCGACUAUGCGCGCUGCCCUCUUACGUCUGGGUUUCCUGUGUAUGUCUACGACACGGGCUCCUAUCCAUGGGCGGACUAUCUUGACCCCCUGGUGAAGCAGGCUUUUGCAGCAUCCGUUAAGAACAACAUUUAUAUAACUGACAACCCCAGCAUUGCCUGUCUAUAUUUGGUGCUGGUAGGGGAGCUGCAGGAGUCCGUCUCCCCACUGCCAUCUCCUUCAGAGCUGGAGAAGCAACUAAAAGCUCUCCCUUACUGGAGAUCUGAUGGACACAAUCAUGUGUUGGUGCAUCUCUCUAGAAAAUCUAUGACACAGAACUUCCUGUAUAAUGUGAGCACAGGACGGGCGGCAGUCGCUCAGUCCACCUUUCUGGAGCAGCAGUACCGUGAGGGCUUUGACUUGGUUGUGUCCCCACUGGUUCAUGCCCUCACAGAACCAAACUUUUUGGAAGUGCCCCCUCAAGUUCCUGUAAAGAGGAAAUACCUCUUCACCUUCCAGGGCGAGAGGGUGGAGUCGCUGAGGAGCAGCUUACAGGAGGCACCGCCUCAGUCUUUCGAGGAGGAAAUGGAAGGAGACCCACCAGCUGACUACGAUGAUCGCAUCAUCGGCACCUUAAAGGCGGUGCAGGACAGCCACUUGGAUCAGGUGCUGGUGGAGUUUACCUGCAAGAACCCACGGCCAAGUUUGCCAACGGAGUGGGCUCUUUGUGGAGAGAGGGAGGACAGGCUGGAGGUGCUCAAGGUUUCAACAUUUGGCUUGGUGAUUGCUCCAGGGGAUGGACAGCUGGUGGCUUCAGCAGGCUGUGGGAUGAGGCUCUUUGAGGCCCUAGAGGUAGGGACCAUCCCAGUCGUAUUGGGGGAUCACUCCAGACUUCCAUAUCACCAGUUUAUUCGAUGGAGUGAAGCUGCCAUUAUAGUCCCCAAGCCUCGUGUCACAGAGCUACACUUCCUGCUGCGCAGCCUAUCAGACAAUGACAUGUUGGCUAUGAGGCGGCAGGGCCGCUUUCUGUGGGAGACCUACUUCUCUACCUCAGAGAAUGUUCUUAACACCCUCCUGGCCAGCAUCAGAACCAGCAUCCAGGUCCCUGCUGCACCCAUCAAAGAAGAGCCCGUCCACGAGAUUCCCCACAAAGCCGGGAAGCUGGCAGGAACUGAUGCCAACCUGGCUGACAACGGUGAUCUGGAUUUGGGUCCUGUCGAGACAGAACCCCCCUACGCCUCUCCACGCUUUCUCCGCAACUUCACAUACACAGCUGCAGACACCUAUAGAGCUUGGAACCAGGCCCCGGGUCCUUUCCAUCUCUUCCCUCACACUCCUCUGGACCCUGUGCUGCCCUCUGAAGCCAAAUUCCUUGGCUCAGGUACUGGUUUCAGGCCUAUCGGUGGAGGUACGGGAGGCUCGGGGAAGGAGUUUCAGGCAGCUCUUGGAGGGAAUGUGCCCCGAGAACAAUUCACCGUGGUCAUGCUGACUUAUGAGAGGGAGGAGGUGCUGAUGAACUCUCUGGAGAGGCUCAAUGGACUGCCGUACCUCAACAAGGUAGUGGUGGUGUGGAACUCACCCAAGCCUCCUUCAGAUGACCUGCUGUGGCCAGACAUCGGUCUGCCGAUUGUGGUAGUCCGCACAGAAAAGAACAGCCUCAACAACCGCUUCCUUCCCUGGGACGCCGUGGAAACCGAGGCCAUUCUGUCGAUUGAUGAUGAUGCUCAUCUUCGCCAUGAUGAGAUCAUGUUCGGGUUCAGAGUGUGGCGUGAGGCCAGAGAUCGCAUCGUGGGUUUCCCCGGGAGGUAUCAUGCGUGGGACGUGAACCAUCAGUCCUGGCUGUACAACUCCAACUACUCCUGUGAGCUCUCCAUGGUCCUGACAGGAGCUGCUUUCUUCCAUAAGUACUAUGCCUACCUGUACUCCUACGUGAUGCCCCAAGCCAUCAGGGACAUGGUGGACGAGUACAUAAACUGCGAGGACAUCGCCAUGAACUUCCUGGUCUCUCACAUCACCCGCAAACCACCCAUCAAGGUAACAUCGCGUUGGACUUUCCGCUGUCCCGGCUGCCCUCAGGCCCUUUCACACGAUGACUCGCAUUUCCACGAACGCCACAAGUGCAUCAACUUCUUCGUCAAGGUGUACGGCUACAUGCCACUGCUGUACACGCAGUUUCGCGUAGACUCUGUGCUGUUUAAGACUCGUUUGCCCCAUGACAAGACCAAGUGCUUCAAGUUCAUCUAGCUUCGGGCUGAGUGGCCCAGCAAAGAGCCAAAAGUAGGGAGGAUUGAAGGACUGGAAGUAUUUAAAAGAACAGCAGCUCCCUCUGCGAGCAGUGAUGAAGAUGGAUGGAUGGACUGCCAGAGAAAUGCACAGAAGGAAAGUUUGGGGUUAGGGUUUUGCCCGGGGGGGACAGACAAGUUAACCUUAAAAGCUGUUGGCUUGGUGGACUAAUCCACAACUCUACUGAAUAUUUACAGAGUGAAAGCUGAAAGGGACCACUGCCAACAAAAAAAAAAAAGCCUUUUCAGUGGAUGUCACUCCUACUUUUUUAGGUUUUUCAAUCAUGCGCCAUCAUCAACCACUACAGAUGUCAUUUGCACCUCUUAACGGCCUGCUGAGGAAAGAGUAGGGUUGUACACAGUGUACAGAAACUCUCCCACGAUAAACUCUACCUGACAGUGGAGCUAUCUGUUGAAUCACUGUCACACUGAUGUCGGGCAGCGUUUGGCCCAGCAGCCUUUGGACAGUUUCAGCUGGGAGAGCAAAAGUGGCAACAUCACAUGGCUUUGGCUAUUUUUUGUUUUUCAUUUAACAGUUACAAACUGUACUUCUGGUACAUGUACGUACUGUAAGAGAAGCACUGAUGGUUAGAAGUAUUUUACCGAACAAUCUUUUUUUUUUUUUUUUUUAAAUAAUGUCGUUUAAAUGUGUAAAUCUCUGUCGGUGAACAUUUUCCAGAAUCUCUGCCUGUGGAAGAUCAAACACAGACUCGUUAGUCUGACAUAGAGACAGGACCUCGGCUGAAGAGUUUAACAGGUUGGCCCAAUCAUGUUUAGUAGUGUUACGUGUUCAAGAAGGAAUUUACUUCAGCGGUCACCAUAAUGCCUCAAAUUUGUCAUGAAAACCAUCCACCAUUUUGUUAUGCUUACAGGAUCUGCACUCUUUGAUGAGUGUUUAAAAUGGCCUGUUUUUUAUGCUAUAGGGUGUUUACUAAUGUUUGUAAAAUUGGUCCGAGGUUGAAGUAGUCAUGUUUAAAUGUAAUAAUAUUAACCAAUCAAUGGUUACAAUGUCCCUUACAGAAGUGCAACAAACUCAAUAAUCACAGCUGCCAAAAUCAACAAAAAAAUUUUAGAUGUCUAAUUAAGGUUGUAAUUAUAAAGAAGAUUAAAUGUACUAUUAGGAUUGGUAAAAAAAAAAUGUUUAGAGGGAAUAUCUUGACAUUUUAGGAAAUACAAUUAUUUGCUUUCAGGCGGGGAGUUAGAUGAGAAGAUGUACAUCUAGUGCUGGGUAUCGGUACUCGAUGACUAUAAUAACCCAGUACCAAGUGGUAUGGAAACUUCUCCAAACGAUACCUGCAUUUGAUUUUUUUUUUUACUCAGAUAUAGAAAUAAAUUUACUUUGUAGGGUUUUGUUGGCAAGCGUACUUUGAUUUAAUGCAACAGGCCCACUACCGUCUGUGGUGUGGUGAAGUCAAGCGCGGCGUAUUUGACAACUUGUUCAGCUUGCCGAGAUGCCAUAAAAAUGUUCAAAUGUGCAUCUGAUAAAAAAUAAAAGCAUAAAAUGCAGAAGUAUUAUUUCAAAUGAAGUACUCUAUUGUUAUCGGUAACUGACGCACGCUUCUAAGCCCUACCUUUACCUCUCUCUCCAAUCUGUCUGGUUAGACUGAAAAAAACAGCUAGCCUGGCUCUGUCCAAAUGUACGAAAAUCUGCCUGUCGGCACCUCUGAAGCUCAAUAAUUAACAUCUUGUUUGUUUAAUCCGAACAAAAAACAAUGUGUAAAAAUGAAAAGCCUUUCCCUGUUUCCGGUCUUCGUGCUAAGCUAAGCUAACUGGCUGCAGGCUGUAACGUUUAGCCUUAUAUCUAAUAGAUAUUAGAUAUAAGGCUAGCUAUCUAAAGAUAAA